UUUUCGGGAAUGCGAUUACAUCAAAAUGGCUAUAUACGGUGUGAUCAAAACAAAACAACAAAUAUAUUGACGUCGACAAGUUUGGAAACAGCUGACAGCGCUGAUUGUUGCGCGAAAAGCCGACAGUGACUACAUUUUCGGGGAAAUUAAAAAAUGUCUUUACAUUUCGUUCAAGUCAUGGAUAAAAUUUAUCUAUGGUUCAAGUUCUUCUCAUAUACAUACACAUAAUAUGUGCAUCAACUAAUUGUGCUAUCCAUAAAAAAAUCCAAUAAGAUUUUUUUUCAAUUUAAAUUGAAUAUAAAAAAAUUAGUCUUCAUAAAAUUUACAAAACAAUUCUUUAAAAUUAAAAAAUAACUAUUAAGAAUAUAGCGACAUAUAAGAGAAUGUCCUAUUGGCACUUCUCUUAAAGUGUGUAAAUCACGGUAACCCUAUUUGUUGCUUUUGUUUCUCUGUUGUGGAUUUGUAUUUUUACCCGGCGCUCCGAAUUCGCAUAAAAUUGCACUUCGCAAUGGCAACCGAGCCAGAACCGUCAACUUCCAAAAAAAUUAGUGAAAUACGCCAAGCUUUGAUAAUUGUAAAAUGGGGCGGCAAAGAAUACCCAAUUACAGAUUUAACCGAUCAGGAUACUGUGGCUGUGCUGCGCCAUGAAAUCUUUAAACUCACACAGGUGCGACCGGAGCGGCAAAAAUUGAUAAAUCUUAAGUAUAAAGGAGGCAAUGUAGCGCCUGAUGAUACCAAAAUUUGUGAACUGGAGUUGAAACCCAACUUCAAACUAAUGAUGGUAGGCUCGACUGAGGCUGCUAUAGAAAUUGCAUGUCAACUGCCAGAUGAUAUUGCCGAGGUGAUAGAUGAUUUUGAUGUAGCCGAAGAAGAGGACUUGGUAGAGAAAUCACCCGUUUACUUGGCGAAAGUACAACGACGCGUUAGAGAAUAUAAAAUUAAUGAGUUAAACCCGCCAAGGGAAGGGAAACGUUUGCUGGUACUUGAUAUUGAUUACACCUUAUUCGACCAUCGGUCUCCCGCCGAAAAUGCGUCGGAGUUAAUGCGACCAUAUUUACAUGAAUUUCUGGAAUCUAGUUACCAAAAUUAUGAUAUUGUUAUUUGGUCGGCAACUGGUAUGCGGUGGAUUGGGGAAAAAAUGAAAUUGCUGGGUGUAAGCAAUAAUCCUAAUUACAAAAUAAUGUUCUACUUGGACUCUACUGCCAUGAUUUCGGUAUAUACGAUUGAACGUGGUGUCGUAGAUGUGAAACCGCUCGGUUUAAUUUGGGGCCAAUAUCCGCAAUAUAGUGCCAAAAAUACCAUUAUGUUCGAUGAUAUACAACGUAACUUUCUAAUGAAUCCGCGUUCGGGUUUACGUGUACGACCCUUCCGCCAGGCACACAUAAGUCGACAUACUGACAAAGAGCUUGUAAAGCUUUCGAAGUACCUGCGCGAUAUUGCAAAUGAUUGCGACGACUUUACUAAACUGAAUCAUCGCAGAUGGCAGCAUUACGAUCAUCGUAAACACCGAUAAUAGAAGGCAAAAGAAAAUAAGAACAGCAGCCAGGUUUUUUUGAAAAUCCUAAUGUAGGUUACUACAGAAAAUGGAUGUUUGAUUGAUGCUAAGCUCUUCAGCUCAGCACAGCUAAGCAUUAUUUAUAAUAAAAUUUCCGGCGUAUUUAAACAUCAGCUUAGCAACGAAGUUUUCACUUUUCAUUUACUCA
This is a messenger RNA of Bactrocera oleae (olive fruit fly), 1703 nucleotides long. It is a transcript of the gene Ublcp1, whose product is annotated as Ubiquitin-like domain-containing C-terminal domain phosphatase 1. Gene Ontology annotation, cellular component: nucleus. Gene Ontology annotation, biological process: protein dephosphorylation. The record is from RefSeq and is a predicted model, not a curated record. Lineage: Eukaryota; Metazoa; Arthropoda; Insecta; Diptera; Tephritidae. Gene Ontology annotation, molecular function: protein binding; protein serine/threonine phosphatase activity.